Messenger RNA from Mytilinidion resinicola, 1651 nucleotides. RefSeq lists its product as uncharacterized. The coding region runs from base 35 to 1651 and encodes 538 amino acids. The transcript is spliced from 2 exons. The record is from RefSeq and is a predicted model, not a curated record. Gene Ontology annotation, biological process: protein phosphorylation. Lineage: Eukaryota; Fungi; Ascomycota; Dothideomycetes; Mytilinidiales; Mytilinidiaceae. Gene Ontology annotation, molecular function: protein kinase activity; ATP binding.
AAUUAUCUGUCAGUUGUGAUAUACCCAGUUAGCCAUGGCCGAACUAGCAUGUGCGGUCGUUGGCGCCGUCGAUGUCUGCAUCAGAUCCGCUCAUGAAAUUAAAGAGAUCUGUCGAAGAUUCAGGGCACAUGACAAAGAAAUCGAAGAGAAAACGGUGUUGGUGGAUGCUAUCUGGUUCAGAAUCGAGUCACAGAUGCGAUUUCUCUCCAGAAUCUCCAAGUUACUCGAAGAGGAGCUCAUAAAAAGUCAACUGAGCUUGUUACAUAUACUUGAAGGCAAAUUACGUCAAGCCAUUACUCAGCUCGCGCUGGAGAACUCCGGUAAUGACAUAAACGACCGUUCGCCCAAGCAAAAGAUCAUGGACUAUCUCAAAAAGUGGAAGUGGGCGAUCAAAGACAGUCUGAGAGUUCUAGUUGUCGAGCUUGAGGCAUGGCAAACCCGAUUUGAUCCGACCUGGUAUUUGACGAUACUCAACAGCGAUAAAAUCAUGGAUCUCGAACUUCGACAAGCGAACAGAGAAUUAGCAAAUGAGCUAGACAUACCAUUGGACUUACCGAAAAACCAACUGAACCCACUUACAAACAUGUGGAAACUUCGCUCAGCUUCAAAACCGGACUACCGGGUCAGCCUCUACUUUGAGUGGGCAAAGUUGAAGAACUCGAAAAAUAUUCCAGUUAUGUUUUCAACAGCGAGAGCAAUCCUCCGAGAGAAAUGUGGCCAAACCAAGCUUUAUAUUGCGGAAGCGGUGACAUCCCCCGAUGGGAGUUAUGGACCGCUCGACAUUGGCCAGAUCAGGGCUGCCGUGGAAUCAUUAGCGGGAAAACUUCAGCAGAUCGAUCCGGACACAUUCGGCCUGCUCAGUUGCAAGGGCUUGAUCAACGAUCGAGAACCCGCGACCAAGGCUGUCAAAGGGAUUGAACUUUUGUAUGAUACUCCUCAAAACAGCGCUGUGCCAGCUAGCCUUCGCGGACUUCUCCUGGACAGAAGUCUUGUUGCUAGUCUCAGUUCCAUUGUGCGGAUCGCUAAGCAUCUAAUUCGCUCAGUCAGCUUCGUCCACACCUCCGGUUUCGUGCACAAGAAUAUCCGACCAGAAAACAUCCUGGUAUUUCCGAGCAAAGAUUCAUCGCUCGGCAUGAGUUUCCUAGUUGGCUUCAACCAAUUCCGACGUUCAAACCAACCAACCAACCUUCUCGGAGAUCCGGCCUGGCAUCGAAAUUUAUAUCGCCAUCCUGAACGCCAGGGAACCAAUGUUAUGAAUCGCUAUGUGAUGCAGCAUGACAUUUACAGUCUUGGUGUUUGCUUGCUGGAGAUUGGGCUGUGGCAGUCAUUCGUCCACUAUCCAGGAUUGAAUCCGACCGCCGCACCUGUUACGCCGAUGUCUUCCGAAAUUCAGAUCAACAAUGCAGAUUUCGAGGCUGCCCAUUUAAGUUCUCGACUCCGCAUCAAGGAGCAGCUUGUGGACUUGGCGAAGAGGAAGCUUCCGUCACGAGUCGGGGACGUGUAUACCGAGGUUGUACUAGCGUGUCUGCUGUGUCUAGAUCCGAGAAAUGGAAGGUUUGGGGAUAUAAAUCAGGAGGACAAGGAUGGAAUUCUCGUCGGCAUAAGAUUCAUAGAGCAGAUACUGGCUAGGAUCAAUGGCAUUUCAAUCUGA